Ostreobium quekettii is the source of this 840-nucleotide messenger RNA. NCBI's taxonomy places the organism in Eukaryota, Viridiplantae, Chlorophyta, Ulvophyceae, Bryopsidales, Ostreobiaceae. The record is from the annotation of a GenBank genome assembly.
AUGCAAAUGACACUCCAACGAGUGCUGCCAUGUCUAGGAUCUGGGCUUUCUUUGUGUGUCUUCGUCACUGUGUCAUGUGCCAGGAUUACAGAGGAUGCUCUGGAAUGGGAGUGCACAUUCACCCCCAACAUCAACCCCUGUUCAUCGCAGCUGAUUGGGCAGGCUCAACUGCCAGAGAAUUUUCUGGAGCGUCAGCAGUAUUUCGAAAACAUGCAGAGGGAGAAGCAGAGGAUUCUGCAAACAGAGAUGGAGGACAGGGAGUGCAGUUUCCGACCAAACACCGGGAAUGCAUGUGAGGUGCUGGCAGGAAGCAAACUUGCCGACCGAUUAUAUGAGAGUGCUGAGGAGCGUGUGGAAAGGCUGGCUUUCAAAGAUCAAGACUCCAGGCAAUGGUCGAGGGACGCCUUGAGUCACCACCACUAUGCGCAAUUCACUUUCAAGCCGCAAAUAAACAGCAGAUCCAAGAAAAUUGGACAGGACAAGACAAUAGAGGAACUGCAUAGGUGUGCCAACCAUAGGCUAUGCGUAGAGAGGGCAAAGAGGGCUGCGCAGGAGCAAUUCUUCAAGGAAUGCAGCUUCAAGCCAGACACAAGCCUGACGAGAGCAAAGAGCUGCAGACUUCUGGCUUCCCAACAAUUGGCGCAAGGGCCUCCUGUGGAGCUUCUGCAGCGGGUUGUGCGCUACAGGAAGCGGAAAGAGCAGCGGCUGGCCGAAAUUCGGGAUGCUCAAGAAAGGCGAGAAGCGAUGGAAUGCACAUUUGAACCUGAAGUUCGCCGAGACGUCCCCAACCAGCAGGUGAUUGUCACGUGCGGUGUCGUGGAUAAUGUGCUGGUAUCGUAA